CCCUUAACACAGCAUAUUCCUUUCUCUCUCCCAUCAAAUAAAAACCUCUUUGAAAAAAUAACGAAAGAAUUUUUUUUUUGGAAAAAAUAACCCUAAUUUCCGUCUCCGUAAUCUGAAUCUCUUGAUCUCCACAUGCAAUUUUCUUUCCUUGUCAUUUAAGGUGCUUUUUUCUCUAAGGGUGGUAAACUUUACCACCCAAUUUGCUCAGUUCAGGAAAAAAAAAAAAAAAAAAACAAAAGGUUAAGGUUUCUGGAUUGGGCAUAUAGCUGAAGUCCAAAGUAUGCGGAAUACUUGGUUGUUUUUCAUGGAUUUAGAUGGAGGAGGGUCUCCAUAUAUUUUUCCCAUGGAGCCCUUUGUUUCUAAUGGUUUGGGAGCUCACUUGUUUUCGCAGUUUAGUUCGUUUGUUGACAGCUCUUUGUACCAUUCUAAACAUUUGUAUGUACCUGGUAGUCUCGCAUUUCGAGAAGCUUUUAGUUGUAUGUCGAAGUUUACAGGGGCUAUACUGUUUUGGUUCUCUAGUAUGUCAACUUCGAAGUUGAGUAGGGAUAUAUCAUCUGGUAAUCAACGUGGUUUGGAAUCUAGGAGUUGUGAAUCUUCAGUUCUGGUUAAGCACAUAUUUUCUUGUAAGAAUAAUCUUGCCGGAUAUCGGUUUGCCUCUGAUUCAAGAGGCCUAUUUGCCACCCCUCUUGUUUUUGGUAAAAUUUCGAGUUAUGCAAUGAGAAGCUUCUUUGGAGAAGCAGAAGCACUCCGACACAUUCCUUUGCUAUCAUUAGCUGCAGCUUUGAUACCACCAUUAGACAACUUAUCUUCAAAGGUACUACCUGUUCCACUUGAUAACACUGAACUUCAAAUGCAAGAACUCAUGGAUCGAAGGCCUUGUGAAGUUGGUCAAGGAUGCGGCAGUCUAUCUUUUCUAGAUUUGAACCGGAGACGACAUGCUAUUGAACCCAGAACUGGCAUUGAGUUCCCAACAAUAUUGGAUAACAUAUUAGAUACACAGAAUAAUUCUAGUUUAGCUUCUGAGGUGCUUGUUGGUACUGGAUCAAGAACCAUGAAGAUCAUCAAAAUUAAGUCUCUGAAGGUGUAUGCAUUUGGUUUUUAUAUUCAUCCAUACUCUGUUUGCAAGAAAUUGGGUGCAAAGUAUGCCUCUAUUCCAGUGGAUGAACUGAACAAACACAAUGAACUUUAUCAGGAUCUUCUUAGCGAGGAUAUUGGUAUGACUGUAAGGCUAGUUGUUAACUGCAAUGGGAUGAAAGUCAAUACAGUAAGAGAUGCAUUUGAAAAAUCUCUUCGUGCUCGUUUAGUAAAGACAAAUCCCAACACUGAUUAUCGCUGCCUCAGUACAUUUGGUUCCUACUUCACUCAAGAUAUUCCAUUGCCUGCAGGAACAAUAAUUGACUUUCAGCGGACAGCUGAUGGACACCUAAUUACCAAAAUCGGAGGUAACCAGAUUGGAGCAGUCCAUAGCAAGGAUUUAUGCAGGGCUUUCUUUGACAUGUACAUCGGCGAUUUCCCGGUGUCGGAGCAAACAAAAGAAGACAUUGGCCGGAACGUGGCAAACAUUAUAAGGAGAUGCUGAAGUGGCUUGUUUUCCGUCGCCAUUUUCUCAAAUUUUAAAUGAGCAAAUGGCUAGUGGCAUGAGGAACUCAAAAUCUUUUAUGGAUGUUUAUACGGGUACUUUAGAGGAAGUGGCUGAUGAACACAAGCAAUGGGACAACCAGAAAACUCAAAUGUUCUAUGGUUUUUGUUAGGGUAGUUUUAAUUAUUACUACAUUCUUUGUAGAUUUGGGGAUAAACAUCAGUUAAAAGAGAUGUCCCUAUUAUAUAUUGUCAUCAUUUUUUUUACUACACGUAGUCAAGUUAUGUUUCUUGAGAAAACAAUUAAUUACUUUAUCAAAACCAAAUCAAAUCGAUAAUUAAGAGGGAAAA
This is a messenger RNA of Gossypium raimondii (Peruvian cotton), 1929 nucleotides long. RefSeq names its product fatty-acid-binding protein 2. Gene Ontology annotation, cellular component: chloroplast stroma. Bases 281 to 1579 code for a protein of 432 amino acids. The record is from RefSeq and is a predicted model, not a curated record. Lineage: Eukaryota; Viridiplantae; Streptophyta; Magnoliopsida; Malvales; Malvaceae. The transcript has 11 exons. Gene Ontology annotation, molecular function: fatty acid binding; intramolecular lyase activity.